CACGCGGUUGCCGCGAGAGGGAUGGGCGGUGGACUCCGGGAGCCGAUUGGUUUUGCGUGGCGGCUCCGCCCAUUUCCCCUCCGCUUUACGAGCCUUAGCCGCUUCAAUGGUGCAGCUUUCACAGUCCCCGCUCCGUCGGCCUUCAUCUUCUUGCCAUUCUGAGGAAGGGGAGGAGAAGAGCAUGAAGCCAGCCAAGCAACAGGUCACCCAGGGCUCCCCAGGCGAUAACCAGCCUCCUUUGAGCCCUCUGCAGGCAACUUUGCAUUCUGCUGCUACAGCAGCCCAGGCGUACGAGACCUACAUUGACAAUGGACUUAUCUGCCUAAAACACAAGAUAAGGAACAUUGAAAAAAAGAAGAUCAAGCUAGAAGACUACAAAGAUCGCCUGAAACGGGGGGAGUCCCUCAAUCAGGAUCAGUUGGAAGCAGUUGAAAAAUACGAUGAAGUGAUUCAUAACUUAGAGUUUGCUAAAGAACUUCAGAAGACAUUUUCUGGGCUUAGUCAGGAUCUGCUGAAAGCACAGCGGAAGGCUCAGAGAAGGGAGAAUAUAAUGAAGCUGGAAGCGGAAAAGAAGAAGCUUCGUGCGGUCCUGCAGGUUCAGUAUGUGCUGCAGAAUUUCACCCAAGAAAAUGUGCAGAAAGACUUCAAAGCUGGCUUAAACGGCGCAACAUACUUGCCUCCUAAAGACCUAGACUACCUCAUUAAGUUUGCAAAACUGACGUGUCCAGGGCGAAGUGAGACCCUUAGUGUUGAAGACCAAAUGGAACAAUCUUCACUCUACUUCUGGGACCUGCUAGAAGGCAGUGAAAAAACAGUGGUUGGGACAACUUAUAAGCACCUGAAGCACCUGCUGUCUAAGCUGCUAGAUUCUGGUUACUUUGAAAACAUCCCCGCUCCUUGUAAUGCACCCGAAAAAGAAGAACUGAAAGAAGAAAUACCUGGAAGACCUGAAAGAACAAGACAGUUAUCCAAAGCAGAGUUUGUCAAAGAACUAGAACCUCAGAUGGAUUGUGCUCAGUCUGAGAUACAGUCUCAAGAGUUUCUCAAUAGGCGCUACUUGUGUGAAUCUGACUAUUCUGCCAAGAAGUCUGAAGAACUGAAAGUUUGGGAAAUGGAACAAAGUAAAAAGACAGAUCUUCCCAGGUCUUGGGAAACGCUUGUCGAUAUGGAGGAGCAGGAGCAGAAGAAGCAAAAACAAGAAUCUCUAAAGCCUUUGGAAUCAGCAAGGCAGCAAGGGAAGAAGCAAGAGGUUUCAAGACCUUGGGAAGUUAAAGAAGAAGAUCACAGGCGGGAAGUUUCCGUCCCUUGGGUAGCACGGGUCAAGGAUCAGCAAGAUCCUCCCAAACUUUGGACGACCAAAGCUAAAGAGGAGUUGGAGCAGAAGCAGGAGUUGACCAAAACGUGGGUUAGUCAGACAAGGGAGGAAACUGUCCCGAAGGUGGAGCCUGUGAAGCCUUGGGCUGUUAGAGAAGAGGUGGUGCAGAAGAAACAGAGCCCUGGAAAGCCCUGGGUAGCCCACAUAGGGGAGGAGAUGGAAUCGAAAACACAGUCCCCAAAGACUUGGGUCACCCCUGAGGAGCCCCAGCAAAUUCAGCUUUUAUCGAAUCAUCCCAAGGCCUGGGGAGCCACGAAUCUUUUGCCAAAGGAGCCAUCUGGGCCAAAAAAGUCUGAUUUGGAACCCAAAGAAGAUGGAAAAACAGAUGGAGUAAGUGGAGAAGGUGAUGCUGUAAGGAAAAGAGAGAGCCUUCAGUCAGUUGGGGAAUCCUGUAAACUACCUAGGAGCAUUCCAAGCAUCGUGCAGGUGCCAAAGCCUCUACAUCAACCAGCUGCCGAGUUCUGUUCUACUUCGAGUCUUCCAAAGGAUCCAGUUCUAAGAAGGGAAAAACUACAGGAUCUAAUCAGUCAAAUACAAGGGACCUACAACUUCAUGCAAGAGUCUCUCCUGGAUUUUGAUAAACCCUCACAAAGUGCCGUUGGUUCAUCACAAUCUCCUCCAAUUGAUUCUACAGGCAAUCCUAGUGCUUGUAAGGAUCAAAAACUUCCCAGUCAAAAUGACUUCCCUGAGCAAUCAGUGCAGGCUGCUGCUUCUCCUGUGACAUUACGUGACUCCAACACUUCCUUAGCAUCUGACCGCACCACAUCUGGGUCUGGAUCUGAAACUGAACAUGGAACCCCAGAGAGACCGCAAGCACCUAUUCCUCUUUCAAGUGACUCGCAGAGACCAUUGACACAGUCAGCUGCUACCAUGUCACCAAUGCCCCAAGCAAACGCUUUCCCAUCUCCUCCAUCAAGCAGCAGUACUGUUACCGUGAAAGCAGCUCCCUUUCAAGCUAUGCAGACAGUCUUCAAAGUGAAUGCGCCUUUACCACCUCGUAGGGAGCAGGAUAUGAAAGAGAACUCCCCGCAUUCUGCAGGAUAUAAUCAGAACUUCUCUACAGCGAGUACACAGACUCCACUCCAGUGUAAAUUACAGUCUACUCAAAAUGCUGGACAAACCACUUUUUCUCAAGAGUCUGGGCCAAAUGCAGCUAAUUACCUUUCUGAGGGAACAGUUCCUGCAAGCAACGGUAGCCUCACCUUUCAUACAGCACAGACGACACCUUUCCCUAGACCACCUCCAGCAUUUGUCUCAACCCGUGGGUCAGCCAGAGGCCCCAUCAGAGGUACAAGAUCAGUCACCAACACCUACCGCUCUCCUGGUGGCUAUAAAGCAAGUUUUGAAGCCUACAGGGGAUCCCCUUCAGUGUCUAAUGGCAGCUAUGGCCAGUUGCAGCUUCCUGGCAGAGAUUAUUCUGGUGUGCAAUAUCCUCAGAGGGAAAUGAAUUACCAACAGAAUUAUAAGCGAGGAGGCAUUAACAGUGGGCGAGCAAACUCCAGAGGUUACAGGCGCGAAACCAGACAGGAAGAGAAUUGUUCAACAGGUAGAGCUCCAGGUAGAACUCGUGAUAGAGAAUACUUCAGAAGAAGGGAAAUGAGGAAAGCUGAGAGAAAUGGCAAAGAAUCAGAGUCCGAAAACAAUCUUGUAGCUGCCAAGAUGCAUCUGUUCAGUUAGUGCUUAUAGUGCAGUUAAUAUUGGUAACUUGGUUUUCUACACUAAAUAAACAGACAUAUUUUUAAGAUGUGUGUUGUCUUAGUGGUAAGAAUAUUGCCUAUGUCUUAAUUUCUUAUAUUAGAAAACAAUGGAGGACAGUGACUUGUUUCUAAUCUAAUUUUUAGAGUGGUCUGUCUUUGCCAAGGUGAGCUAGGGGCUCACAGACACAUUCCUGGGAGUUAUGGGUUUGUUAAUGGUACUUAAAGAGGUAGAACAAGCCAUUGUCAGUCCUCCUUAAAUAUUGACCUGCAGUAUUCCUGGCUGAUUUUUGGAACCAGUGUCUCUCAAGGGGCCUGCCAAUCCACAGUAAAGAAGUACUGUGUGUGGUGUUAAUCUUCACCACAUAAAAACAGCCAGUGCAAAUGCAUCUGAAACUCUGCUGUUCUUCCAGUUUAAAGAAAUGCACAAUGAAUAUGUAAGAGAUAAGAGCAAGGACUUCUAGAAAAAUAUCUGGAAACUCAAAAGGUUGGAAAAGCAAGAUUCCUAAAAAUGUGCUAUGGUCUCUUCUCCCUUUUCCUUUUUAAAGGUAUUUGUCUAAAUUAACUAUUGCUCAUGAUCUUUGACAGCAGGAUGGAGCGAUUCUUCUCAGGUGAGCAGCCCAGAACGUGACAAUGAGACCUUUAACAGUGGGGACUCUGGGCAGGGUGACUC
Sphaerodactylus townsendi is the source of this 3742-nucleotide messenger RNA. RefSeq names its product caprin family member 2 (gene CAPRIN2). Gene Ontology annotation, biological process: positive regulation of canonical Wnt signaling pathway. Gene Ontology annotation, cellular component: cytoplasm. The record is from RefSeq and is a predicted model, not a curated record. The coding region runs from base 107 to 3052 and encodes 981 amino acids. Gene Ontology annotation, molecular function: signaling receptor binding. The transcript is spliced from 20 exons. Lineage: Eukaryota; Metazoa; Chordata; Lepidosauria; Squamata; Sphaerodactylidae.